Messenger RNA from Penicillium cosmopolitanum, 750 nucleotides. Its product is annotated as GNAT family N-acetyltransferase. The coding region runs from base 1 to 750 and encodes 249 amino acids. Gene Ontology annotation, molecular function: acyltransferase activity, transferring groups other than amino-acyl groups. The transcript has 3 exons. Lineage: Eukaryota; Fungi; Ascomycota; Eurotiomycetes; Eurotiales; Aspergillaceae. The record is from RefSeq and is a predicted model, not a curated record.
AUGGCGCAGGCGCUAGUUCCUCUCACCCAUGGCAAACGCGGUCCGCUCCCACCUUCAAGCUCUCCUCGUUCACCCACUUACUAUCAUCCAGAUUUCCUCGUCAAAGUCGCCGGUCUGAAUGGCCGUGUCUUUGAUACCGAUCCCGUCGUCGCCUACAUGCUGCUGGACAUGUCUCUGGAAGAGCGACUUGCGUAUCUCCCGACAUAUUGGUCCACACUCGUUCAGUCUGCCCUGAUGAACGGUGCAGUCAUCACCGAAGCCGACGGGUGGAAAGCAGCAUCGGUAAUUAUUCCACCUGGAAAGGGCAUCGAUAAUAUCUGGACGCUUCUGUACGCAGGCUUCCUUUGUGUUCUAUGGAGGAUUGGCAUCUCAGGCUUAAAGCGCCUGUGGACUGAAUUCUCCGGAAUGACAGAUAACGCUAAGCAGAAGGGUCUCCACGGUGAAAAUCGAUACUACUAUGUCUUCAGUAUUGGGACUGAGCACGAUCACCGCGGAAAAGGACUUGCCAAAGAGAUUAUGCGAUACCACCAAAAUAUCGCCCGCUCCGAGAACCUCCCCAUCUGGCUCGAGGCAACCACUCCAAGUUCACGCCAUUUAUACCUCUCCCUUGGAUUCCAAGAAAUCGAAGAGAUUAUCCUGGGAAAGGGCAAGGUUGCUCCUGAUUCUAGCAUCCAGCCUGGCGGCCCUGGAGUCUCGCUCUGGGCAAUGGUCUGGUGGCCAGAGUCGUCGGAGCACGCCCCUAAAUCGUGA